GGGGAACAUGGUGAUUUACAUUCCGCAGAGUGUAGAAUAAGUGCGCCUGCUCGGCCCCGUGACGAGUUUGGCUCAAAUAUUCGACGGAUCAGGCCUCAACUGCACUGCGCCCAGGUGCGUCAAAACUCGUGGGGGCGCCGACCUGCCAUGCCGGUUUUCGAUGGAGUCUACAUCAAGUCCGAUGGGGUCAAGUACACUAUCAGGAGGAAGCCCUUGUCGUUUCUGGGUCCAGACAUCUGGAUACUUGAGCAUACUGACGAGCCGUUGAGAUUCAUUCUGGCCGCGACUGGUCACGUUGUCACUGGCGACUGGCCACGUUGUCACUUGCACGCCGACUUCCCCCACUCGCAGAUUCGUGGGUACCUCCAGCCAGCCGGGAUCUGGUGGGAUAAUGGCACCACGUGGUACCUCAUCAGCGGCCACGAGCCGGUGCAGAGAACGAGGCCAGCGGCAGCACCGUUGGCAGGGGCCCCGGCGCCGGAGCCCGCGCCGCCGAAAGGCGCCUGGCCAGAGGCGGCAAGGCUGGCGCCGCCUGCAGUCGCCGGCACUUCCGGGGCGUCCCGCAGCCAGGAAGGGCGCCCGAGGGCCGCCGCCGGGACCGGCAGCGGCCCGCCGGCGUUGGCGCAGGUGGCACCUACGCAGCCAGCGGCGUCACAUGCGGAAGCGGGUGUUGGACAGACGUCGCCGGACAAGUCCACGGAGCCAGGGGGAGCAGCAUGGCCUGCGGAGGGUCUCUUGAACGGCAGGAAUGUUGAGCCCAGGGGGCCCGAGCAUCUCGAAGAUCAGAUCAAGCUUGAGACCCCCAGUCUGAAGUACCACGAGAGUCUCGAAGAGCAGAUCAGAGCGACCCGCGAUGGCCUGCACAAGUUUGGCGGGACGAUUCUGUUCAGCCACAUCCUUGUGCCGUGCCUUGCCCAUGGCUCUCGCCUCAUCUACGCUCCUGACGAGGUCGCCUUGGCCAUCGCAGACAAAGUCUACGGGGGGGCACCAACCGCGUACCACGGUGCCAGAGACUGGUUGAUUGACAUAUGGAAGAAGGCGCCAAGCGAUCAUAUUGAGGGCUUCAAGAAGGUGAUUCAGAUCAAUUGGCCUAUCAUUGUGACGUUCAUGUUGGGCAUGUUCAUUUUUCACGAACGCGGGCAGGCACUCAAAUGCACGAUGCAGAACACGUUCGUGGGAUGGGCCGAGUUGAACAGGGAGAUGUGUUAUUUGGCGCGCUUCUUCAGCAUAAGUGCCUUGAUGGUUGUGCGGCUUAUCGUGAGCAACGUGCUCCCCUUCACUUCCCCUGCUUUUGCAUACCUCAUCGCGAAGUCGCAGGACCAGGGCGAAGAGCGGAUCUCGGAGCCUUCUACCUCUUGGCGUGCAGCAUGCCAGCGGGAGCUAUUGUGCCUUUUCUCGACAUGGUGGCGAGCCGCUACUGCCCUGGGAAGGACUUUCUCGCCACGGAGUGGGCCAGCUUUGCUACGGACUACUUGCCUUUCUCGUUCUGGGUGCGCCCAUUCUUCAUGGAGCCGGCGUUCUUUGCCGCAAAGAGGGUGGACGUAGGUGACAACGCAAGUGCAGCUGCCGCAGCAGUGCUCGCAGGGCAUUUCAUGAUCUGGUCCGGCCCAGCAACGACGAUGCACCAACGCAAAUUUGUUCCAGACAUCGUUACUUGCAUCUUGAUUCAGCCGCUCGGGCUCAUGGAGGAUGUCGCUGUCAUCCUUGCAACAUGGUCGGGCGGGACGGCCAGCAACCAGAGAGAAGCUCAGAUCGCACUGUAUAUGUUCAUGUUGCUGAUGAACUUCGUGCAGUAUGUUGCACAUUCAGGGGAUCAUUCUACUACCAGAGAUGCGUCCGGUGAUCGGGGCGCAUCUGGUGCUCGUCACCUAGCCGUAGGGGCGUUGACGCUCGUUGCUUUGGGUGUGAAGUGGCAGGGCCCUCCGAGCGAGACCGCCACCACCACCACGCUGUCCACGAGCGCGCCGCCGCUGUGUGCGACGGAGCACUCCGACGUGCGGGCCAUCGCCGGGACGGUCCUGCAGGUCUCGGCGGAGGCCCUGGCGUUUUCGGUGCUGGCGAAGUUGGUGGUCAGUUCUCGGUGCUGGCGAAGCUGGUGGUCGGCGCCGCGUCGGGGCGCGCCCCUCCGUGCCGGGCUCGGCGGGGCCGCGCGCGCUCCGGGCCACGACGGCGCGAGGCCCCUCCUCGCCUAGAGCGGGUGCAGGGGGAUCCCCAGGAGGGGAAAAAACACACAGGCACAAAUCAUCGGAAAGGACGGAGAACUCAUGAGUGCGGGGCCCCAGGGUGGCCGCAGGGACAGGAGACGCUCGCAGGGUCAGCGGAUUGGCCAUUAUUUCUAUCAGACGUAUUACUCUCAUGUAUCAUCAACCGCAUUCGCAUUAUUAUACUCAGCCUGGCCAUGAUAAUUGGCCCUAUCACUCACAUGUUCUGUUGCUUUUCUCUGUUAGACUCCACGAGAAUAGUACAGUGUGCAUGUAGCCGGUUGGACACACAGAAUCGUCCAACUCAGCUUAUGUGCCAGUGUUAUUGUUCAUGCCCUCGCCAAUCUGGCUGAGCGGCGAUCUGAUAUUGGUCUGCGAGCGUUUGUUGAUAAAUUUUUAGCGGCACGCCGAUCGAUGAUGUGGAUGGUGUACAGGAUAGGCUGGCUUUGCGCGAAUCGUCGUAAGACGAUGAAAAGCACACAUUCGAAUUGCCGUUGUCGUGAUCGAAGACGCCUACGGCGAAUCACCGCCGCUUCCUGCCUUUUUGAAAAGCG
Prorocentrum cordatum is the source of this 2755-nucleotide messenger RNA. The record is from the annotation of a GenBank genome assembly. NCBI's taxonomy places the organism in Eukaryota, Dinophyceae, Prorocentrales, Prorocentraceae.